GAGAGAGACAUGGUGGGUUCAACGUGGAAUCCUUCGGAGAUAAUGAGGAUCAUGUUGGUGGUCGGACAGUUACUACUAAUGUUGGCGUCGUCAUCGUCAUCUCAAACUGUAUCUUCCAACUGUCAAGAAACUUGCGGCGGCGUCACCGUGCCUUACCCCUUCGGCAUCAGAGAGGGCUGCUUCUUGAACGAGUACUUCUCCAUCCGCUGCAAUGUCACCCCGCCCGCCUCCGCCCCCAAGCCCUACUUAUGGAACUCCAACAUUGAAGCCCUCGACAUAUCGCUCGACGGCGAACUCCGCAUCCACACUUACAUUGGCAAGGACUGCUACACCGAGUCUGGGGUGCGGCUGCCGUGCUCGACCGCCUUCAUAAGGCUCGCGGCGUUCGCUUUCUCCAGCACCAAGAACAAGUUCACGGCCAUUGGGUGCGACACGUUCGGCAUGAUUGAGGGAGCCAACGGCCGGGGCUUCUUGGGCGGCUGCCUCUCGGUGUGCACCGGGAUGGAGGACGUGAAAGACGGGGCGUGCAAUGGGAUCGGGUGUUGCCAGACCUCGAUACCCGACAUGCUCCUCAAAUCCAACGCCAGCGUGGGCAGCUGGAACAACCACACCAACGUGUGGAGCUUCAGUCCCUGCAGUUACGCAUUCAUAGUCGAAGAGAAGUCGUUCACAUUCAGUAGGGAGGAUCUGAGUGGCAUGAGGAACAGGACGCUGGUCCCCUCGGUGCUCGACUGGGCCGUUUGGAAUGAGAGUUGCGCCGAGGCAGCGAAGGAUCCAGCGACCUUCGCCUGUAAGGAGCACAGCGAGUGCUUCGACUUCCCUGACGUGCCCGGCUACCGAUGCAAUUGCUCUUCUGGGUAUGAGGGGAACCCAUACCUUGGUUGUGUAGAUAUUGAUGAAUGUGUGGAUCCAGAGAAAAACCCGUGUAAGGGAAUUUGCCAUAACGUUGAGGGGAGUUAUACAUGCUCAUGCCCAAAGGGUUAUCAUGGUGAUGGCAAGAAGGGUGAAGAUGCACAAGGAUGCAUCGCUGAUAGUAAAUCAUCACAUUUGCUGGUGAUUUUGGUGGGUGUUGGUGUGGGCAUAGUAGUGCUGUUAUUCAGUGCAGGCUUUGUGUACUUGGGACUCAAGAAAAGGAAACUCAUCGGGCUCAAAGAACAAUACUUCAAGCAAAAUGGGGGCUUGCUUUUGCAGCGACAAUUACAUGAACGUGACCCUAGCACAAAUGCCACGAAGGUCUUCAGCGUUGAAGACCUAGAGAAGGCCACCGAGCAUUUUGACCGGAGUAGAAUAGUUGGCCGAGGAGGAUUCGGCACCGUUUACAAAGGGAUCUUGCCAAAUAACAUGGUAGUUGCGAUUAAGAAGUCCAAGCUUGUGGAUGAGAGCCAAACCGAGCGGUUCGUUAAUGAGAUCAUAGGGCUUUCCCAGAUUAAUCAUCGAAAUGUGGUCAAGCUAUUGGGGUGUUGUUUGGAAACAGAAGUGCCUCUGUUGGUGUACAAGUUCGUAAACAAUGGGACUCUCUUCGAUCACAUCCACAGCCCAAGCAAGUCCUCCGAGUUGUCCUGGGAGAUCCGGUUGAGAAUCGCCACGGAAAGUGCGGGAGUCCUAUCGUACUUGCACUCCACAGCUUCCAUCCCCAUAAUCCAUCGAGACGUCAAGUCAACCAACAUCCUCUUGGAUGCUAAUUACACUGCCAAAGUCACCGACUUCGGAGCUUCACGAUUAGUCCCGCUCGAUCAAGACGAAUUGUCUACUAUGGUUCGGGGAACAUUUGGAUACUUAGACCCCGAAUACCUGCACAAUAGCCAGUUGACGGAAAAAAGUGAUGUUUAUAGCUUCGGGGUUGUCGCGACACUAGUCGAGCUGUUGACAGGGAAGAAGGCGUUCUCCUUCGAUCGACCUGAAGAAGAGAGGUGCUUGGCCAUGUACUUUCUUUUGGCGUUGAAAGAAGACCGACCGUUUCAGAUUGUUGUGGAGCUCAUUGCAAACGAGGACAAUGAGCAAGUGAGGAAAGUUGCAAAUCUUGCAAAUAGGUGCCCGAGAUUAAAAGGCGAGGAGAGGCCGACCAUGAAGGAAGUGGCAAUUGAAUUGGAUGCAAUUAGAGCAAUGGCUAACGAUCCAUGGGUUAUCAAGUAGAAUCCAGAAGAGACGGUUCAUUUGCUCAAAGAGAUGACCGACUCCAUUGUUUAUGCAAAUAGUGCAGGGACAAUGAACACAGGGUAUACUGAUAGUAUGAAAAACCAUGUCAUACCCCCAGUUAGUAGUGGCAGAUGCGAAGAUUGUACAAAAUUAUUCCUUUGACAUUCACAUUAUUCAUUUUUUUGUAAAUCAGUAGCAUUGUAAGCCAAUAGUAAAAGGUACUUAUCUUUCUGGUGUUCCAUGGAACUCUCUCUUUCCCUUUCUGCUGAAUAAACAGAACAUAGGGAGGGUAUAAUACACACGGGCUUUAGUUGGGUUUCCCUUAUGUUUAAUGUACUAAGUCAGGAGUUGGUUCGUGUUUUCAGAUACUGACAGACACUAAU
Messenger RNA from Rhodamnia argentea, 2519 nucleotides. Its product is annotated as putative wall-associated receptor kinase-like 16. The record is from RefSeq and is a predicted model, not a curated record. Gene Ontology annotation, cellular component: plasma membrane. Lineage: Eukaryota; Viridiplantae; Streptophyta; Magnoliopsida; Myrtales; Myrtaceae. Gene Ontology annotation, molecular function: ATP binding; protein serine/threonine kinase activity; calcium ion binding. Gene Ontology annotation, biological process: cell surface receptor signaling pathway; protein phosphorylation.